GGGCCUGGCGGCCGCCUACAGCUGGAGGCUGGGGAUGAUCGUGCCCGGGCUGAUCGCCAUCGCGAUGGGCGCAUAUUGCUGGCUGACCAUGUCGGACUCGCCGGAGAAGAGCGGCUUGCCCUCCGCUGAGGAGUACGGCCGCCUCACCGGCUCCGGCGGCGGGCCCGCCGAGGAGCCGCGCGAGGCCGGCGCGCCGGUGCAGGGCGACGACGCGGCCAGCAAGGAGCCCGUCUGGAGGAUGCUGUGCCGCAAUCGCUUCCUGUGGUGCAUGUCGGCGAUGCAUUUCUUCAUCUACUUCAUCCGCCAGGGCGUCCUGAAUUGGGCGCAUUUCUACAUCAUGGACAAUUUCGGCGUGCCGGCCAUGGAGGCCACGGCCCGGGUCAGCGGCUUCGAGCUGGGCGGCCUGCUGGGCUGCAUCGUGUCGGGGCAG
Molecule: messenger RNA, 430 nt
Organism: Prorocentrum cordatum
Lineage: Eukaryota; Dinophyceae; Prorocentrales; Prorocentraceae
Source: the annotation of a GenBank genome assembly